Messenger RNA from Daphnia carinata, 1410 nucleotides. RefSeq names its product transcription factor Sp5-like. Gene Ontology annotation, molecular function: RNA polymerase II cis-regulatory region sequence-specific DNA binding; DNA-binding transcription factor activity, RNA polymerase II-specific. The coding region runs from base 14 to 1336 and encodes 440 amino acids. Lineage: Eukaryota; Metazoa; Arthropoda; Branchiopoda; Diplostraca; Daphniidae. The record is from RefSeq and is a predicted model, not a curated record. Gene Ontology annotation, biological process: regulation of transcription by RNA polymerase II. The transcript has 2 exons.
GGCUCCAAUACCAAUGAUGCAGCAUCACCCGUGCAAUCGGUUCGGAUUCGGCCUCAAUGCUCACCAUCAAGUUCAAUCUUAUCCGAUGCAACAUCAUCACCACGCUGCCACCACUUACCACCAAAACGGCCAUCACCACGCGUCCGUCGUGCCAAACUAUUCCAUCAAUGAAUCGAACAUGGUGCAUCAUCACAAACCGACAAACCCAUGGCCAACGGUGCCCGUUUCGAUGCCGGUCAACGUCUCCCUACCGACACAUCAACAGUUUCCAAACAGCAGUGAUGCCAACAACAGCACUGUGCCGGCCGUUCGUGACCUCCCGCUAACGCCACCCGCUGAUCGUGAAACUUCAGUUAUGCCCGUAGUUUCGUCGCCCAGUUCCUACUACAUGUUGCACGGGCCCCCUUUAGCAGCGUCCACCAGCAGCAGCAACAACAACAACAACUUGAUGAUGGGCAACUACUCGCAAUCUCCCGUCGACAAGUCCAUGACCCCACCUCAAGAUCACACAGUGCACCAUCAGAACCUUCAUCCCAAUUUGCACCACAUCCACCACGACCAACAACAACAGCCGGAAUCGGCCCUUGGAUCUUGGUGGUCUAACAGUGCGACCGCAUCCAGUUCGGCUGGCCAGUGCACGGAUUACGCCUUCCAUCAUCACCACCACCAUCAAAUGUUGGCCGCUCAUCAGACCAACAGCCUACACCAAUCGCCAGUCACUACACCGUCGUCCGUGCUGGACACGAGCCGAACAUCUUGCGCGUCCACGCCUCAAAACCCGAGCGAAUUCCAGCAACGGGUCGCUGCUGCCCUUCUCAAAACUCACGCCACGUUGGCUUCUCGUCGAUGCCGAAGAUGCCGCUGCCCAAAUUGCCAGGACCCUGGAACAGGAGCGACCAUCACUGGCCACAACAACAGCCAACAUAAGAAAAAACAGCAUCUGUGUCACGUUCCCGGCUGCGGCAAAGUCUACGGAAAGACGUCGCAUCUUAAAGCGCACCUGCGCUGGCACGCCGGAGAGCGGCCAUUCAGCUGCCAAUGGCUUUUCUGCGGCAAGAGCUUCACCCGCUCCGACGAGCUCCAGCGUCACUUGCGCACUCACACCGGCGAGAAGCGCUUCGCCUGCCCAGUUUGCAACAAGCGUUUCAUGCGCUCCGAUCACCUGUCCAAACACUCCAAGACGCACGAACUUAAACGAACGAGCAAAAGAAACAACGCGGGAGUUUCGCUGUCCAAGUCGACUGAAUUGGAAAACGAACACGACGAUAUCGACAUCGAAGACGUCGAGAGUGAUGACCUCGCCAGCCCUAAAUGGGAGAUGCCGAAUCACUCUUAAUCCUGAUCGCAUCAUUUUUAUCGUUUCCCCACAAAUUUGCAAUUUUUCUUUGUUGUAUGUCCAUAAAUGAAAAU